CCAUCAAAAAUGACAUAUUCUUCAUAUUCUCUAGGUUAUGAUGGGAAAUGUUUUCUUAUUAGAAAACGUGUUUUGUUUUUUGUUUUAUUUUUCACCUUAGGUUCCACAAAUAUGCAGCAACUUUACCAAACAGCUCAAGAGCAAAGCUCCAAUUUUCAACAAUUCCAGUUUGUACUGAUCAAAUCAACCAAUCAGAAUGGGCAAGAAAAAAAAAACACUGCCUAGCGCGCUCACUGAUAGACAAACACGCAAAAAAAUAAAUAAAUAAAUAAAUAAUUGUGUCAGUUAAUCAUCAUCAUCUACCAAGGAACUUGCACAAACACGUGAUUUACGAUUGAACCAGUGCCUCUCAGAAUGAAUCAAGUGAAGACAGAUGAGAAAUAUCAGCUGCAUGUUGACCAGCAAAAGAGCUUCAAACAGAACAACACUCCGGUCAACUUCCAAAUCAGUACACAGAACCUGACAUCAAUUGCCACGGCCAGCACACGCACACCUAGUCCUCCACCAGAAACCUGCACCCCUGGUGACCUGACUGGCUGCCAGCUGCGUAAUCCCACUUCCAGCCUCCCUCAGGGUGUUGCAGGGCCCAGUGCUCACAGCUCCCAGAAACUUAUAGAGGAUGCCUUACAGAAGAGGGAGCUGCGCUUGAUGAAGAACAGGGAAGCUGCCCGUGAGUGUCGGCGGAAGAAGAAGGAAUAUGUCAGGUGCCUUGAGAAUCGCGUGGCCGUGCUGGAAAAUCAAAAUAAGACUCUGAUAGAAGAGCUUAGAGCCUUAAAAGACAUCUAUCGUCACAAAGUGGAGUGAUGGGGAAUCGGGAUUGUGUGGACUGUGUCGGUUUGUUUCUCCACUCCAACGAACACACACCCUUGUAGUUGCUGAUUAAAUGUGUUUACACAGUGA
Oreochromis aureus is the source of this 900-nucleotide messenger RNA. RefSeq names its product cAMP-responsive element modulator. Bases 355 to 804 code for a protein of 149 amino acids. The transcript has 5 exons. Gene Ontology annotation, cellular component: nucleus; ATF4-CREB1 transcription factor complex. The record is from RefSeq and is a predicted model, not a curated record. Gene Ontology annotation, molecular function: RNA polymerase II cis-regulatory region sequence-specific DNA binding; DNA-binding transcription factor activity, RNA polymerase II-specific. Lineage: Eukaryota; Metazoa; Chordata; Actinopteri; Cichliformes; Cichlidae. Gene Ontology annotation, biological process: regulation of transcription by RNA polymerase II.